Messenger RNA from Phascolarctos cinereus (koala), 3153 nucleotides. RefSeq names its product SH2B adaptor protein 1 (gene SH2B1). Gene Ontology annotation, molecular function: transmembrane receptor protein tyrosine kinase adaptor activity. The record is from RefSeq and is a predicted model, not a curated record. Gene Ontology annotation, cellular component: plasma membrane. Gene Ontology annotation, biological process: intracellular signal transduction. NCBI's taxonomy places the organism in Eukaryota, Metazoa, Chordata, Mammalia, Diprotodontia, Phascolarctidae.
CGGAACCGGAACCCCCCUUCUCAUUCUUCUUUCCCCACCCGAACCCUCCCCCCUUUCCCGGGCCUGGGACUGGAGGGAGGGCCGAAGGUCCUGGAGCGGGGCCGGGCUCGGAAGCUGGGGGCUGGGGGAAUAUCCCCAGGGCAGCGCACCGCCGGAGGCCGGUGGAGCGGGGCGCAAUGGGCGGAGGUGAAGGAGGCCGCCCACGGGCGGAGGGAAAGCCGGCGUUCUCCGGAGCCCCCCACCCCCGGAGGAGCGCUGGGGCUGGGCAAGGGAGCAAGGCUGCCCGCGGCCUCAUCACUGCAGGGCCAGGGGGUCGGGGCGAGUGGGCAGCAGCAGCCGGGCUAAAGGAGCUACGGCGUUUGGGGGGGAGCGACCUCAAGGGACCCACACUGGUUGCUGCAGAUGACCCUGAGUCUUCUGGCCUCCCCCCCCACUUCCUUCCCUCCCCUGGGUCCCCCACUCUCCAUUUCAUCUGGCUCAUCAUGAAUGGUGCCCCUUCCCCUGAGGAUGGGACUUCCCCUUCUCUCCCCCCUCUGCCACCACCACUUCCACCACCUCCUCCCCCAAGUUGGCGGGAGUUCUGUGAAUCCCACGCUCGGGCCGCAGCCCUAGACUUUGCCCGACGCUUCCGCCUCUACUUGGCUUCCCAUCCCCAGUAUGCAGGGCCUGGGGCUGAGGCAGCCUUCUCCCGACGUUUUGCUGAGCUCUUCUUGCAGCACUUUGAGGCUGAGGUGGCCCGGGCCUCAGGUUCCCUUUUAUCAUCUGGUCCGAUCCCCCUGAGUCCCAGUACGGAAACCCCAUCACGUGAUCUUUCCCUGGAGAGCUGCAGGAACAGUGGGCCUCUGACUGUGUUGGGUCCUUCUCGAUCCUCUGAAGACCUGGCUGGCCCUCUCCCUUCUUCAAUCUCUUCAUCCUCCUCAAAGCCUAAGCUGAAGAAACGUUUCUCCCUCCGCUCUGUGGGCCGAUCAGUGCGAGGCUCGGUCCGAGGGAUCUUGCAGUGGCGGGGAGCUGGUGAUCCCCCCUCUCCAGUGGGACCCUUGGAGACCUCUGCCUCUGGACCACCUGUCCUGGGUGGAAACAGCAACUCCAACUCCUCUGGUGGGGGUGGUAGCACCAAUGUGGGGCCAACUAGCGGUGGGGCAUCCCCUGGGGAAAGAUGGACACACCGCUUUGAGAGGCUGAGACUAAGUAGGGGAGGGGGACCCUUAAAGGAUGGGGCAGGGACAGUGCAAAGGGAGGGGCUACUGAGCUUCAUGGGAACAGAGGAGGCAGCUGUUGGUGGAGGAGAAGGUCGAGGGGGAGGAGGAACUGGAACCUCAUCUGGGGGUGGGGGACCACCAAGGUGGCAGAAGUGUCGCCUGCUGCUUCGGAGUGAGGGGGAAGGAGGAGGAAGUCGGCUGGAGUUCUAUAUCCCACCUAAGGCAUCCCGGCCCCGGAUCAACAUCCUGUGUUCUACCGUCACAGAUGUCCGGACGACCACAGCCCUGGAGAUGCCCGACAGGGAGAACACGUUUGUGGUUAAGGUGGAGGGUCCUAUGGAAUACAUCCUGGAGACAGCUGAUGCCCUGAGUAUGAAGGCCUGGGUGUCUGAUCUACAGGAUUGCCUGAGUCCAGGUCUGAUACCUACCCUUGGCACUUCAUUCCCUACUAGGGAGAACACAGACAGCCUGGACCUGUCCUGCCUCAACCACUCAGAGAGUCUGCCCAGCCAAGAGCUGCCCUUGGGACCCAGUGAGAGCAAUGAGCAUCUGUCUCAGGGGGCGUAUGGGGGCCUCUCGGAUCGUCCCUCAGCUUCUGUCUCCCCCAGCUCUGCCUCCAUUGCUGCCUCCCAUUUUGAUUCAAUGGAACUACUGCCCCCAGAGUUGCCCCCCCGAGUCCCUAUUGAAGAGGGGCCCCCAGUGGGGACAACUUACCCCCUCCCAGCCCCUUACCCUCCUCCGGACACUCCAGACACCACAGGUUCGUUCCUGUUCCAGGGGGAAUCAGAUGGAGGUGAUGGGGACCAUCCCCUUUCAGAGUACCCUUGGUUCCAUGGGACCCUUUCCCGACUCAAAGCUGCCCAGCUAGUGUUGGCAGGGGGUGCUGGCAGCCAUGGUGUCUUCCUGGUACGUCAAAGCGAGACAAGGAGGGGGGAGUAUGUCCUCACGUUCAACUUCCAGGGCAAGGCCAAGCACCUUCGUCUGUCCCUGAAUGAGGAUGGUCAGUGCCGGGUGCAGCACCUCUGGUUCCAGACGGUCUUUGACAUGCUGGAGCAUUUCCGGGUCCACCCCAUUCCCUUGGAGUCUGGGGGCUCCAGUGAUGUUACCCUCGUCAGCUAUGUUGUGGCCUCUCAGAGGCUACAAGGCAGGGAACGGGCAGGGAGCCGAGCUGGGGUGUGUGAGGGAGAUCGCUGCUACCCCGACGCCUCUUCCACCCUCAUGCCCAUCGGAGCGAGUGACUGUGUAACAGAACAUCUCCCAUGACCCAUCCCAAUCUCCUGAUCCCGAUCUGAGGGCAGACCCUGCACACCCUGGGGAAGAGGAGGAGAUGGUGGAGGCAUCAGAAGCUUCAGAGGAAGAGAAGGCAGGCAGUGGAGGGACCCCAGGAGAGCCGGGCCCUGUGGCUGAGCUUGAGGAGACCACAGCCCUAAACAGGGAGUCCUCAGGGCUAGAGGGGCCUGGUGGGGAGGUGGGAGUGACCCCUUUUGUGCAUUUCUUGCAGUUGCAGCCAGGGAAUGCCGGGGAGGAAGGGGUCUGCUCCAGAGCCAUCAAUAACCAGUACUCCUUCCUAUAAGGAUGAAUACCCCCACACAACCAAUUCCCCCUUUCUCCCUGGCCCUGGGCCAGGACCCGUGACAGAUCCUCCUCAGAGAGGUACAAAUGCUUCCCUUGCCCCUAUUUGUCUAGGGGGUAGGAAUAGUACAGGACAGAGGGACAGAGCCAUUAGUAACUUCCCAGAGGACACACUCCAAGCUGCCCCUUUCCCUGGGCAGGGGACUUGGAUCCGUUACCUCCUUUUGGGGGUGGGCCAAUUGUGCUCAGCCUCGCCCCCUGUGGGCCAUUUCUCCAAUACCUCUCACAGCUCUCUGUGAUGUAUUGGGGAGAGGCUGUAUCAGCUACAUUAAGGAUUUUUUUUUUAAGUGAAAUGGAGAAACAAAUAAAAAGGUUUAUCUCA